CCCAAAUUCCGUUUCCAAUACAUAAAAUACCUUUUGCAAAAAUGGGUUCCAAGACUAUUCUUUUCUUCUGCAUUUUCUUGGCUAUAUUUCUCAUGAUUACCUCACAGGUGGCUGCUAGGGAAUUGGCUGAGACUUCCCCGUCCGUUGACAAUUCCAAGACUGUCGAGACGAAUGGCGUAGAAGACUGGUAUGGUGGAGGUGGCUAUGGUGGAGGUGGCUAUGGUGGAGGCUAUGGUGGUGGCUAUGGUGGUGGCUAUGGUGGAGGCUAUGGCGGAGGCUAUGGCGGAGGCUAUGGUGGUGGCCGUGGUGGAUAUGGUGGUGGUGGAUAUUGCCGCUUUGGUUGUUGCGGGCGAAGUUAUUAUGGUGGGGGUUGCAGGUGCUGCUCAUAUCCUAGUCAGGCCGUGGAUGCUGAGCCUCAGAAUUAAUACAGCUAGCUUCCAGCUAUGUCAUGAAUGUUUAAACAAGCUCAUUGUGAAUGUAUGUGGUUUGUAGUGUGAAGUACAAAAUAAGAGCUUGGUUAGUGUUUUGUGAUAUGCAGUCUAUGUACUGCUUGCUAGUUCGAUGUUUCAAUUGUGUGAAUGGGUAAUAAUUUGUUUUUCUACGAGGGCUUCUGAUGUGGUGUCAAAAUAUUCUCAUGCAAUAUGAAGUCUUUCAGUAAU
Messenger RNA from Coffea arabica (coffee), 659 nucleotides. RefSeq names its product glycine-rich protein-like. NCBI's taxonomy places the organism in Eukaryota, Viridiplantae, Streptophyta, Magnoliopsida, Gentianales, Rubiaceae. The record is from RefSeq and is a predicted model, not a curated record.